Molecule: messenger RNA, 4801 nt
Organism: Physeter macrocephalus (sperm whale)
Lineage: Eukaryota; Metazoa; Chordata; Mammalia; Artiodactyla; Physeteridae
Gene: MYLK4
Product: myosin light chain kinase family member 4
Exons: 9
Coding region: 3758-4786 (342 amino acids)
Biological process (GO): protein phosphorylation
Molecular function (GO): ATP binding; myosin light chain kinase activity
Source: RefSeq, a predicted model, not a curated record
GUGCUAAUUUAGUCUCCUGAAAAGUGUCAGUUCUACUUUAUCUUCUCUCACGUAAAGCAAUACCUGUCGCCAUUUAUACGACCAUUUUCCGAUUCUGUUUGGUCACUUGUGUAGAGUUAAGGAAACUUCAUGAACAGGCAAACUUCCAUUUUGUUUCAUGGAGGUUUACGUAUAGGUGGGUGCAGUAAGUCAUUAGGAGGCCUUUGAACGUGCACCUCUCCCUUGCAGGUAGCUCCUCAGCCUGGUGGCUGGUUUACAGGUUACGAGGGUGAACGUAUGGAAAGACACAUUUCUUAGGAAGGAUGGUUUAAAAGGAUGGGUUUGGGCAUGAAAUCCAGAGAAGCACUACGAGGGCCACAGUUGCCCUGCAGAAGUUUCUAAUUUCCUCAAGACCCUGAGGUCCUCGCUGUUGACAGUGGCAGUCAAAGUCAGGGACAAGCCCUUGCCGAUGAUGGCACACCUCGUGCAGAGCCCCAUUCUGGCCACUUGCGCUUUGGCAGUUACUAAACCAUCCCGGGGGCUGCCUGUCUGAAUAGUGGGACCGUAGCUGUUGGAACAUUGAAUGUAUGUAAAGCACUCAGCACAGGCUCGGCGUUCAGUAGGUGUCGGCCAGCCACACCCCGUCCCCUGUCUGAGCUCGCUGGGUCUCCCUCACCAUCCACAGAGCACCCUUCCUGCCCGCCCGGCAUGGGCCUCGCUCUAGCACCUGCAAUUGUUUGGAACUUGUUUGUCACCCUUCUCUGGAUGCCCUCCUCAACGUCAGGACUUCACAUCACUCCACCUUGCAUUCUUGGCUGCUUUCCUGGUCUCGGCACCGAAUAGGCACCAAGAAUGUUUGCGGAACACACAGGUCUAUUUAAGUGAGUCCUGCAUUCUGGUUGAGGGCUGGGGAUCAUUAUUUUUAAUAAUCAGAGCAAGUGAUUCUUAGGUAGGUUUGGGAUACAUCCCUCUUUGUCUGGCUACUGUUCUGAAAACCCCUGUCCAGGUAGGAAGGGCAUUUCUAACGAUGCGAUAGACAAUGAACUAAAGCUGUUAGAUGUAAAGGGCGGAGGGGUCUUUUCAUAGUGAGUGUGUAAAAUGUACUGGAUAGAAGAAACGAAUCAGGUUGAAACGUGGGUGUUUUGAGACCUCCACUUUCCUGAUGAGCUAACGUCUUGUCAGCAAACACCAAGAAGAAACUUCCACGGGCAAAAUUUAAGUCAGAUAUGAGGGCUUCCUCAUUAGAGCUGCUUACAAAACAAAUGAAUGAACAGAAGAGUUUCCUCUUCUGUUCACUAAUUUCUGUAGAACAGAGGAGACACACUAUUCUUACCGGAUAACUGUGAAAUAACCAACUAUUUGCAAUAGUUUCUAUGAAUUUGAUUAUGUUUCCAGGACUGUUUUUCUCCAGGUUCUGUGAUAUAAUUUUUGUAAGUAGGCCAUAUCUUUAAAGAGUGAAAUGGUGCUAAGCAGAAACAUGACCAUUUUUAGGAAGAAUUGUUUCUGUGAUGAACCGCUCCAGAAUAUUAGAAAUCAAAUGACUGGGAAGUUAAAUAUUUUAGGAUAUUUUUGAGGGAAGCACUGAGAAUGUUGUUCCUCAGAGACCCUAGAAGAACGUCCUUUGCGAUUGGUCUGAUGUCCCCUGUGUCACCUGGGCCCUGGCGUGGGCCCUGCGGUCACUGCUGUGUGGAAGGUGGGGAGGAAUGACCAUGUGUCCCAUUCAGUUUCUUCUUGGUAAAUGGCUCAGGGCCCAGAGAUGUCGGCAACCUCCCCGGCUCUCUGUCUCGCCUUGUGGAGGACGGACGGGCACACGGUCGGGAGGCACGGAGCUCUUCUCUCUGUGUCUGCCAAGGCCCAGGCCCCGGCCCCGGAGGCCCUCGCUCGCCCAGUGGGUGGGUGCACGGGCGGCCAGCAGGCCUGGCAGGGGUGGGCAAGGAGGGCCUUCCAGCGGCUCGGAUGUCCUCUGGAAUGCAGACAGAGCUGGACUGACUCGGCUCAAUCUCCUGCUGGGCCACGGGAGAUCUUCACAACACCACACCCUCCUCUCCAGGAACCAUAAAAAUGCUCGCGUCAUUUUCCCACCUGGCCCCCUUUCUCUUUACCCCUCCUCUCCUUGAGAAGCUUAGCUCAGCUAACCGUAGUCGAGACCCUCCCUGCAGCGCACCGACAAGAAUUCACACUGAAUUUCAGACACUCGAGUGACACACAAACUGUUCUGAAGGCUUGAGGCUCAAUUUCUUUCUAGAAGAGUCUUUUCUCUCCUAAGAGGAAAAUAUUAUCUAUGCCUUCAACAACUUAUGUUUGUUAACAUAGUUGAGUGAAGCUCAGAUUCUUCUUCUUUUCCUGCUCUUAACCAGAUUUUUCUGUUUCACUCAUUUUUCCUCCUCUGGAUUUAUUUUGAACUCUCUUCCUUCUUUUCCUCUGCUUUAUUUUUUGCUGGAUUAAAUUCCACAUACUCUACUUUUCUACUAUGUUUUGUUCCUUUUGUUUUCCAACUUUCCUUUUAAUUCUGUUUUCAGAUGACUUUUCUCAUUCUUUUAUAUUCCAAAGGCUGUUCAAAAUCACCUAAAUAGUGUGGAAUUUUAAAGGCUUUUAGCAGAUACACUAUAUAAACUAGAUCUAAAGCCACAUAAUAUGGUGUUGAAAUAAAGUAAAACUUAAAUAACUAAUGUGGCACAUCUGAGUGAUGAGUUUAAUAGCUACUGUGUAUGUACCAUUAACUUGUAAAUGAUAACGGCUCUCAUAACUGUAAUUAGUAUCACUUUUACACACUCAAAUCCGGGUUUUCCUCUUUUGUUCAUUCUCUAUUACCUAUAUAAAUAAGCCCUGUGCUGCAUUUCCCUCAGAUCUAAUUUGCUGUUUUGAUACACACACACACACAAACCCCCACACACAUUCUGUUUGCUCAAUGGAAGACCAAGGAGCUUCCGUUCUCAGACAACCGGAGGCCAAAUCCCUGCGGUUCGGUUCGUCCGCCUUCCUCGGCCCGCCCGCCCCCAUCUGCCGUAUGCAUCGCUGCUGUCUGGGCCCGGCGUUAUCUGUGCUCAUCUCCUGUGCUCUGGUUUCCCCCGCCUUCCUGAGACCCCCCAGCCCCCUACCGUCCACCCCCAGGCGUGGUCCCGAGGGGAGGAAGGGAAGCCAUGGGGCGGAAGUGAGGACGGCCCCAAGGGGGCAGGAUCACAGCUCCUGGAAAGUUUAAGGGCUCCAAGUGCUCCAAAGCCCAAACAGAACGAGAUCGUCAUCUACGGGAUGUGCGCAGGCUAGAGCGGGUCGGGGCAAAGCGUGAUGGCAGCUGGCACAUUGCCUCGCAGGCGGCCUGUCCUGCCUAACGCUCUGAAGUUGGACCGUCAGCGGCAGUCGCAGUGACUAUAACUUAGAUCUCAAAACAGCGUAGCUGCGGGGGGAGGGGUGUGAUGUUUAGGGCUGCGUGUCCCCACCCCGACUCUGUGCUCCUCGCCGGACCGCAAGGGCAGGAGAAAGCUCCCUGGCGGCGGCCCAGUUUCCGUGGUGCUAAUUGUCCUUGAACUGGAGACGAGCGCAUUCUCGGGGGUGUCACUUGUCGCCAGCCCGUCUCCCUCUGCCGCUGCACCUGUUUCAGAUCUGUCACAGGGGCCAUCCUAUUUUCUGCUUUUAAAGAGGCAGAUUACCCGCUGAUGGUGUAACUGGAAGCGUCUUCCUUGGGGUCCUGCAGAGCCCUGCGGCUGGGCAACGCCUCCUGCUCAGAGCGGAGUUUUGCUUGGGAAGGUGCUCGCGCUGGGUCAGGGGAGGGAAGGCGGAGAUGGACUUAUCACUUAGAAGAAAAGACGUCUGGAUCAUAGGCAGCGUGUGCCUUCUCUCGUCUCCCAUCCUCUGGCGUGUGCUCCGGUCCGUGAUGACACGGGGUGGUCGCAGACAGGCGCCUGCCCUUGAGGACACGCAGGCUAAGGAGCAGGUGUGCUCACACCCUGGCCUGAAGGAAACAGCACCAGCCAAAGGCAAAAGGACAGCACCUCCCACAGACGAGGCCCGGGCACCGCCUGCGCCGUUUGAUCACCGCAUCGUGACAGCCAGGCAGGCCGCGGUCAACAGCUUCUACACCGUGAGCAGAACCGAAAUCUUAGGAGGGGGGCGCUUCGGCCAGGUUCACAAGUGUGAGGAGAAAGCCACAGGUCUGAAGCUGGCGGCCAAGAUCAUCAAGACCAGAGGCAUGAAGGACAAGGAUGAAGUGAAGAAUGAGAUCAACAUCAUGAACCAGCUGGACCACGUGAACCUCGUUCAGCUCUACGACGCCUUCGAGUCUAAGAACGACAUCGUCCUGGUCAUGGAGUAUGUGGACGGAGGGGAGCUCUUCGACCGCAUCAUUGAUGACAACUACAAUCUGACCGAGCUUGAUACCAUCCUGUUCAUCAGGCAGAUAUGUGAGGGGAUAAGACACAUGCAUCAGAUGUACGUCCUCCACUUAGACCUGAAGCCUGAGAACAUCCUGUGUGUGAAUCGGGAUACUAAACAAAUAAAAAUUAUUGACUUUGGAUUGGCCAGAAGAUACAAACCCAGAGAGAAGCUGAAGGUGAACUUCGGAACGCCAGAGUUCCUCGCCCCUGAAGUUGUGAACUAUGGUUUUGUUUCCUUUUCCACGGACAUGUGGAGCGUGGGAGUCAUCACUUACAUGCUACUCAGCGGUUUGUCCCCCUUCCUGGGAGAUAACGACACCGAGACCCUGAACAACAUCCUGGCCUGCAGGUGGGAUCUGGAGGAUGAAGAAUUUCAGGACAUCUCGGAGGAAGCCCGGGGGUUCAUCUCCAAGCUUCUGAUCAAGGAGAAGAGGUGAUCACAUCCACUCUGU